GAAGGAGCAGCACAGAGGUGGAUGUUUUUGGUGUCGCAGGUGUGAAAUCAGGGAAGCUUGACCAGGUUUGGCACCACUUCCUGCUCUUGUUCGUGGUGGUGGCCCUCUACAUCUGUGAGCGGCUGGAGCCGGUUCUGAUUGGGAAAAUGAUUUUACAACAAAAAUAAAACAAAAAAGUAAAACAAGCUAAAAAAAUAUCAUAAAAUGUUUGAGAAUAAAUGUUCAAAUUUUACUGUAGUGAAAUGGUAAAAAGUGGGUUUUGGAAAAAUUAAAGUGAACUGAUGAAACAAUACAGAUGAAUAUAUAUUGAACAAUAACUUAUAAGGAGGAAAAUGAUCUUUUGGUUGCUUUCCGUUUUACAGAAACAUGACAUUCUCAGGGGUUUUGCUGGGAUUCUCACUUUGGAAAUGGACGUAAACACAGCCUCUGCAGAGGAAUGUGGAGCUGCCCUGCAGACCCUCCCUGGAGCUUCCGCCACCAGCUUCAGAUAUGUCAGCUGAAGGAAAACACAUGUUCAACGUGUGUCGCAAGUCCUCGGGAAUCUCUGAAAUCUGUGGAAUGCAGAUUCUAACUCUUAAAAAAAAAAGAAGGAAAACACGACAUGAAUUCAGAGUGGAAGGUAACGUUUUGUGCUGCGAUAGAAAAUGACAGAUUGGGUCUGUACUGCAGAGAAAACGAGCCCAAAUUCAGUCCUGCGGUUCUCCACCUCUGACUGUGGCAUCUGCAUUCUCGUGCAGCAAAGACGCAGUCGGCCUGUUGCAGCAGCAUUUAAGUCAGUUUGUCUCAUUAAAGCUGCAGAACUGUGGGCUCCCAAAUGGCUCGGAGCAUCUGAAAUAGUUGUAGAUCUAAAGUCAGAAAAGGGGGAGCAGAACUAAGAACGAGCUCAUUCUUGUGAGUGUUAUUCUGAUUUGUUUAUUUUCUGUUUUGUGCACCUCAAGUUUCUGGUUUUUCUUUUUUCUCCCAGGCUGCAGCGUUGGGCAGAAGUUCAUUUGCUGCAGAGCUGCAUGUGUGAUGAAUCGGGCUGCACGCUCUGGAGGGGUUGAGUCACACCUAAAGCCAGAGGUUUGUAAAAUGCAUCAGCUCUUUGCAGAAUCGACCGAGAAACAAAUGACGCAACUCGGCCUCCUGAGCCUCUGAUUACAUGUCCUUGGUACUUUGCACACAUCUAACGGAAACGUCUUUAGUCCACAACCUUUAAACUCUAAAGAAAGAUCAAGUGAAGAAAACACUUCCUGGAGGACGAGGAAGCAGAAUUUAGAGACUGAUGGGUGUGAGGAUGAAAGAGAGAAAAAUUUGAAAGAACUCAUUCAGUUUAAUUUAAGUCCAAAUAUUCCAAACUUAAUUUAAAAAAGUAGAUCUGCUGUGUUCAAGUCAAGAAAUCCUUUAGACCAGAUCAAGAAUUCAUGGGAAGACAUGGACGAGCACUACAGAUCAUACACUGAUGGGAUUUUGCUAUGGAAAAUGUGCACAUCUCACCUGCAUUUGCGGCAUUUUUCUUUUCUUUCGUUUGACUUUGGAUCAAAAAUCCACUUUAUUUAAUGAAAUCAGAAAUGAUCUGGACUAAAAGACAUUUGUAAUCAAUGUGGACAGGCCGGUUCUUAGAAAUAAGAUAUGACUUGAACUGCUGAGAAAGGACAGAGCGACCAAACGGAGGUUUAACUUUAACACCUGACCCGUGUGACCCUAAGCAGGUGACGCUGCUGAUACAAGCGGACACGUGACUAAAUCAAAACGCAAAACUGUCUGUUUUUCUGUGCAAAACAAAUAAUGUAUUACUAGUUAUCAUGCUCGUGCAUAUUUGGUCGCUUAAUUUGUGUUUCUCUAAUGAAAAAAAAAGAAUGAAAUAUGCAUUUUGAAAAACGAAAUGGAAUUUUUUUGGCAUCUCCUGCUCCGCGUCAUGCCAGCUCUGGCUGCUAAAAGCAGUUGAGAUGUGACAUCAGAAUGUCGUCAUUCUGAUUUUUCUCACUUUUCGUUUAUCUUUGUAACCUCUCCGCAUGUCCUCCUCCAUCCCUUCCCCCGGGCGUUUCUGACUCUCUUUCUCUCUCUUUCCAUGCGCAAAGGCUAAAAGUCUGUUGUUUGGUGAGAGCCUCCGCCUCCUCGUCUUCCUUCUCCACAAGCGCGUCAGACUCCUGUCAUCAGUCACUCCCUCAUCCAGUCAAACAGUUCUCCGUCAAGCGGUUGUUCCAAAAAGUAUCGGCUCUCCUGGCGCGCGGACUGAAUCCAGCGGCUUUCCUGCGUUUUUACGCGCGGAGCUUUCCAUCGCGCGCAGCGCACCGGCUCCGGUCUCCUGCUGCUCAAACAUGGAUGACGAGUUCCCUCCCAACUUACCUCCGUAUUUUAAUGGAGAUUCCGAGGCUCUGACCCCCAACUCCACCGAGGAGCCCGGAUGGUGGGCGUCCGCGGACGGCGGGGAAACGGCCCACUUCAUCGUGCGCUGCGUCAUGACCUCUCUGUACAUCCUCAUCAUCGCCGUGGGUUUGCUGGGCAACAUCACGCUCGUGAAGAUCUUCAUCACCAACAGCGCCAUGCGCAGCGUGCCCAACAUCUUCAUCUCCAGCUUGGCGGCGGGAGACCUGCUGCUGCUGGUCACCUGCGUGCCCGUGGACGCCUUCCGCUUCUUCUCAGAGGAGUGGGUGUUCGGGGAGGCGGCGUGCAAACUCAUCCCCGUCAUCCAGCUGACAUCUGUCGGUGUGUCGGUGUUUACGCUCACGGCGCUCAGCGCGGACAGGUAUAAGGCCAUAGUGAAUCCGAUGGACAUCCAGACGUCGAGUGCCGUCUUUUGGACGUGCCUGAAAGCCGUUUCCAUCUGGCUGCUGUCCGUGCUCCUGGCGGUCCCUGAGGCCAUUUUCUCCCAAGUUGUUUCCAUGCAGGGCCACAAGGACAACAUGAACGUGACGUUCGUCAACUGCGUGCCCUACCCGCUGUCCAAUCAGAUGCAUCCCAAGAUUCACUCUGUGAUGAUCUUCCUGGUUUAUUUUCUGAUCCCUCUGGCCAUCAUCUCUAUAUACUACUACCACAUCGCGCGCACGCUCAUCAAGAGCGCGCACAACAUGCCGGGGGAAGUCAGCGAGCACACCAGGAGACAGAUGGAGACCAGGAAGCGUCUGGCUAAGAUCGUGCUGGUUUUUGUGGGCCUCUUUGCUCUAUGCUGGUUUCCCAACCAUGUGCUCUACAUGUACCGGUCCUUCCACUACCACCAGAUGGACCUGUCCGUGGCCCACCUAGUCAUCACCUUGCUGGCCAGAGUCCUGAGCUUCUCCUCGUCCUGUGUCAACCCGUUUGCCCUCUAUCUGCUCAGCGAGAGCUUCCGCCGACAUUUUAACAGUCAGCUGCGAUGUGGUCGAGGUCCCAACCCUGAGCGCCAGGCUAGCUACCUGCACAGCACCUCCCACAUCCGCCUCACCUCCAUCAAGAAGACAGCGCCCACCGCGACCAUCAUGGCUCCUGCAGCCAACGGCAAUGCCAGCAAGCAGGAAGCGGCGCUGUGAAAAAGCUCACGUGUUCCUGGAGAUUUUGUGAAUGUACGGGACUCCUGGGGGAGAGUCCAGUUUGGACGAGGAUAAGAAACUACAAUGAGAAGCCUUUCCAACAGUGGCUCCACCUUUUUGGACUCCAUUUUUACAUCGUCAACCUGGCAACCAAAACAAGAAGUGCCUCCUGGAAUUAAAAGAGAACAGAAAAGGACUACACUAACUAUAUAUUCUCAUUUGCUAUUGUUCUGCAUCUGUUUAAAGUUGUUACAGAAUUCAUUCCCUGCAGAAAUGAUGGUGGAAGCAAAACAACCCCAUACUGACCAUGUGAGCUCCUAGCUUAUGACUCUGGGCUGAAUCGUUUUCCUUUGGUUUCUUUGGUUCCUUCGGUUGCCACCAAGCAAACAUUUCAAUAUGGACCCCAUAUGGUUUACCUGUGGGCUGAUUUGAUUGGUCCCAAGUGGGUUUGUCCUCAGGUUCCAUGGUACCCCCAAAUCUUUAGCCCAUUUGAGAACCAAGUGGGAUUUUUCUUGUAAUUUAUUUUUCUUGUUAAAAUUUUAUUGAUUUUUCUUGUAAUUUUUGUGUGACCCAGCUGGGUCCUAUAUGGGUGUAGUUUAUUUUUUCCAGAGGGUUCCACUGAAUCUACAGGCAAAUCUCACUUGGUUCCCACAUGGGCAAACAUUUGGGGCCACCAUGGAAAUCCACAGACACUUGGGGCACAUUAAGUCAGCCCACAGGUAAAGCAUAUGGGGUCCAUGUUGACUAUAGGUCAUUGAAACCAGAUUGGUAAAUGUUCAGAGGCUCUUUUUAUCGUUGUUUCUACCCAAACCCCUUUGUUCUGAGUAAGUAAUGAUAGUCAUCUCUCUUUCUAUACAGCUUGCCAUAAAUAUGAAGGGCUGAACUGACUUCCCCCUUCUUCCCAAGUAUAAACUGGAAAUUACUGAGGUGACCUACAUGAAGCUUUCAUUUGUGUUCCAGAGCUUUCUUCCAUGUGCGUUGGGCAUUGUCCUCUCUUUGCUGUUGAGAAAGUAACAUUUUUUUUUCUUUUAUCCCCCAUUGGUUCAUUCAGUGAGACCUCUUGAAAGAAAGUGUCUUUUUCCCCGUAAGUUUCUGACAGAAACUGUUUUCGUUCUUUGCUAUUUUGAGGUUUUUAGUGGUUGGUUUCCUUGUGUUCCCUGAGGGAAAACCUCCUCCAUGUGUCACGGACAUUCCACCCGUUUAACAUUCCAAUGUUUCCCAUUGACAGUGAUGCAACAAGAGUUUCACACAGAUGCAGGACAAUACUUUUCUUCUAAGUGACAUUUCUGUCUUGUGAGUUUGAAAGUGAAUCAAGCGAACGUUCAUUACAGACGUCUUUGACAAUUUCCUUUAUUAUAAAUAAUGACCACGUUUUUACAUUGUUGUAGAACUUUUGUGUGUCACUCCUGACCUGCCGGGCACGCCACUUCAUGAUUCCUGAUGCCGCAAUUAAUUACCUGCAAGUGACUAAGAUAUAUUUUCAAUUAUCCCAAAUGAAUAAUUUGCACCUUCUUUCGUUAUAGGAAUUCUAAUGUUUUUUUGAAGUGCUGUGAAAUUAGUCAAUACAGGGAUGAAUACUGGGAUUGCAUCGAGCAUGCUUCUGAAGCGGAAAAUCUGCAGCAGACUUUCCGCACACAAAAAAAGGGAUUGAAUAUGACGAAUAUUCAUGGUGGGUGCACAAACAAACAGAGCCAUGCAUUUGAAUGUCAUCGGCUUUGUGUUGCUGCUUCAGACUGUGUGCACAUGCAGAGGUGUGUACAGCAUUCCACUUUUCACGGUUUCUCUUACGUCUUUAAGAAGUUUGAUGUGUUUGCUUGGCAUGCUUCUUCUAUUCUGUGCUGGAAACGUUCACAAACGUGUAAUAAACGUUCUUGAAUUACCCCCCCCCCCCCCACCACCAUUAAACAAUUCUAAAAU
Molecule: messenger RNA, 5405 nt
Organism: Oryzias latipes (Japanese medaka)
Lineage: Eukaryota; Metazoa; Chordata; Actinopteri; Beloniformes; Adrianichthyidae
Gene: nmbr
Product: neuromedin B receptor
Biological process (GO): G protein-coupled receptor signaling pathway
Cellular component (GO): plasma membrane
Molecular function (GO): neuropeptide receptor activity
Source: RefSeq, a predicted model, not a curated record